CACAACUCACUUGAACCCCAUCAUCACGGCCUCAAAAAAGCCAUGAAACCCAAAACAGAACCCAGGAACGCCACCAAAAAAUGCAUCUUUUCAAAACAAUCUUUCCCAAAAACUACCACACCUUAAACAACACAAGCACAGGUCCUCUUGUUUCCCUCUUAAAAUCCCGGUCCGUAAUCCGGUUCAGCGGUCCAGACACAAUCAAAUUCUUGCAAGGUUUAUUGACAAACGAUGUUAAAAAAUUCAGUGAACUCCCAAGCAGGACAACAUCGUACGUACCCACUCUAAAUUUGCCUUCUGUCUAUGCUCCUCCUAUGUACGCUGCGCUUUUGACUCCACAAGGGAGGUUCUUGUAUGAUUUGUUCUUGUAUAGAAAGCCUCUGGGCGAUGAGAAGUCGGGUCCUGGGUCGGAUUCGGGUGGGGAUUUGGAGUUGUUUGCUGAUGUGGAUAGCUCGGUUCUUGAUGAGUUAUUGCAUACUUUUAAAAGGUACCGGUUGAGGUCAAAGGUUGAAAUUGAUAACGUGGCAGAAGACUUCUCUUGCUGGCAAUGGUUUGGUGGGAACCUUGCUGAAAAAUCAAAAGGUGAAGAAGAGCCAGAGGCAGCUAGCUCGGGCCCUGGUGUUGAUCAUUCUGCCAUGUCAUCUUUACAUGGGAAUGAUGUUGGAUGGCAAUGGUUUAAGGACCCCAGAGUAGAUUGUCUUGGUUUAAGGGGGGUCUUUCCAUCUAAAGAGACUCCACCUUUGGUAGAAUCUGACAAAGAAACAAAUGAACUGAAUUACCUAUCAUGGAGGAUUGAGAAUGGAGUUGCAGAAGGCUCAACUGAGAUCCCCAAAGGUGAAGCGAUUCCUCUUGAAUACAAUCUGGAGGGUUUAAAUGCAAUAAGCUUUGACAAAGGAUGCUAUGUGGGCCAAGAGUUUAUAGCUCGAACACACCACAGAGGGGUCAUUCGCAAACGAUUGCUUUCUUUGGUGUUUCUAGGUGAUAGUGGAAAAGUGGACCAGAAAGUUGGUCCAGGUUCUGAAGUCAUCAACAGAGCAUCUGGCAAGAAAAUUGGGUAUGUGAUGACUGCACUUGGCUGUAGAGGGCUGGGUGUUUUGCGGUUGGAAGAAGCCUUUAAAGGGUCAGGUUCAUUGACCAUACAAGGGCAGGAGGACAUAAAGGUUGAGGCCAUUAGACCAAAAUGGUGGCCUGCCACAUGGUUUUCAGAGCAUCAACAGCAUAGUGCAGUGGCUUAGAGUAUUAACUAUGAAGGAUAAGAUAGAUCUUUCUGGACAAGAGAAAAAUCCUGCACCUGUUAGCCUCCUUUCUGAUAGCGCAGGUAUUCUACAGGUUAAAAACUUGUAUCUUUUUAUCAAUUGUUUUUUGAGGAUGAAAUGUAAUUGCAUAUUUCUUUCCUUUUUUCUAGAGGAGUUAAUAAAAAGAGGGUGUUAAACUCGUAUGUACUUAUCUAACUACAUGCAUUAAUACGACAAAAGUCAAUUUCAAAA
Populus euphratica (Euphrates poplar) is the source of this 1487-nucleotide messenger RNA. Its product is annotated as Glycine cleavage T-protein family. The transcript is spliced from 5 exons. Lineage: Eukaryota; Viridiplantae; Streptophyta; Magnoliopsida; Malpighiales; Salicaceae. Gene Ontology annotation, molecular function: protein binding. Bases 81 to 1235 code for a protein of 384 amino acids. Gene Ontology annotation, biological process: iron-sulfur cluster assembly. The record is from RefSeq and is a predicted model, not a curated record. Gene Ontology annotation, cellular component: mitochondrial matrix.